UCUAGGGCACGGAAAAGGGUGGAAAGAAACGGAAGCCCAAGAAACGGGCAUUCUCCUCGCCUUCCCGUAAAUAGUGUUUCGAGUUUCAUGAGAAAGAAACAUCCUCAGAAACCCAUCAAAAAGAAACGCUGGUUUCGGUAAAAUACGAUUCAACCCAAGCAAAAAUUCACUUCUAGUUUUCUGGGGGUAAAAGUAUGCCAUCGGAAUCUGAUAAGUGGGCAUGGAAACAUGUCAGUGUGUUUGGUGGGUUUGACAAGGGAAGCGGCACGAAAAAGUGGAAAUGCAACCACUGUAAUCUACGAUAUAAUGGAUCUUAUUCACGUGUUAGAGCACACCUUCUUGGGUUUACUGGUGUUGGGGUCAAAAGCUGCCCAGCAAUAGACAGGUCUUUGAGGGAAGCAUUUCAGAUCUUAGAGGAAGAGCGCCUUGCUCGGAAGGAAGAGCGCCUUGCCCGGAAGGAAGAGCGCCUUGCUCGGAAAGAGAAAAGGACUUCUGGAAGUGGGAAGCCUGGCAAGCACAUUUGGAUUUCACGACCAAGUCAUACCUGUGUCACCACCAUAGGAGAUGUUGAUCGGACUUCGCGACCAAGUCUUACCUGUGUCACCAAAGAAGAUGUAGAUGACAUUGUAGCAAGAUCUUUCUAUGCCAAUGGAUUGAAUAUCAAAGUUGUCAGCUCUCCUUACUUUCUUGAAAUGACAAAAGCGAUUAGUGCUUUUGGCCCUGGUUAUGAACCCCCAACAAAAGAUGAAUUGUCUGUUUCUUUUUUAAGUAAAGAGAAAGCAAGGAUUGAAAAAUCUGUGGCUCUAGUUAGGGAGUCCUGGCCUCACACAGGAUGCACAUUACUGUGUGUUGGCUGCUUAGAUGGUUCGCUGGGGUGCUUCCGGAUUGAUAUAUUUGUCUCUAGUCCAAGGGGACUAAUGUUUUUGAAAGCAAUGGAUAUAAUAGAUGUUACUGAUGGGGUGGACAAUGUGUUCACAGGUGUUCUUAGUGAUUUAAUUGUGGAAAUUGGGCCCACAAAUGUUUUUCAGAUAAUCUCACAUCUAGGCCAAGCCUGUAAAUAUUCUGAAUCCCUUAUAUUGUCAAAGUUCCCUCACAUAUUCUGGUCUUCUUGUGCAUCGCAUUCUAUCUGCAUGCUAAUGGAAGAAAUAGCUGAAUUGGAUUGGAUUAAAUCUGUUUGCUCGUGUGCUAAGGAAAUUGAGCAAUUUAUCAUGGCAUAUCAGCGGUCUUCUCCAGGUAUCUUGACUCAAAAUUUGAAGGGGACCUAUGAUCCAGUUUCUACUAAGUUUUUGCCAUCCUAUGGCAUUGUCCAGAGGGUUCUUCAGCUAAAGCAAUCACUUCAACACGUAGUUGUUAGUGACGACUGGAAGCAAUGGAAGCUUUGUAUUCCGGAGGACAUUGCAAGUAUCGAGGCUGCCAUUUCAGGGGAUGAUUUCUGGAGCAGGGCUCAUUUAUUCUUGCAGUUAUGUGAACCUUUCUUAAGGUUCCUUGCUAUACUUAAUAUAGAUCGAUCUGUCAUGGGUGAUGUUUAUGAUUGGCGGGUUCAGGCUCUUGAAGCUGUGAGAAGCAAUGGAAUUGAUGAAAGUGCAUUGAAUCAACUGGAAGAGUUGAUAGAGAACAGAUGGGAUGUGUUAUUUUCUCCUCUUCAUGCUGCAGGCUAUAUACUUAAUCCUAAAUAUUUUGGGAAAGGUCAAACAAAGGAUAGAACUGUAAUGCGGGGAUGGAAAGCCACUCUAGAAAGAUAUGAGGGUGACAGCGCAGCAAGAAGGGUUCUUAGAGAGCAGCUUAGCUCUUACUGGAGAUUAGAAGGACCCUUAGGAGAGGAAGAUGCUGUGGACUGUAGAGGCAAAAUGGAUCCCGUUGCUUGGUGGGAGAAUUUCGGCUUUGAAACACCCCACUUACAGACACUAGCCAUGAAAGUUCUGAGUCAGGUUUCAAGUGUUGGAAUGUGUGAAGAGAUACUCCAAGAUGAUGAUUUUCCAUGUCGAGAAGCAUCCAACAGGUUAGGAGUGGAGAGAGUAGAAGAUCUUGUUUUUGUCCGAAACAACCUUAGACUUCAUAGCCAAAGAAAUGGCAUUUCAAGCUUCUCAUCUGUUCAAAGAACCUAAUCUGAAGUGAUCAAGCAAAGGCAAUAAUAUAUAGUGUUUAUGACACAUUGUGAUAGAUUGUUUGCCUCUUCUUCUUUGCGGCCGCUUAAGAUAUUGGAGCCUGAGACUAGGGCCACUGCAGAAGCUUGUUGAAGAUAAUGCUGGAGUAGCAAUGAAUUCCAAAGUCUUGAAAUGGUGAGUGGGAUCUCUUCCUAUGUCUUGAGCUUGAGAAAAAUUGUUGGCUUAUGAAACUUUGACUUUAGAAAUGCCUUCAUCCUGAAUAUGUUUGUAACGUGAGAAAUUAGUGGCCAACAUAUUAUACGGGCUCUCAUAACUAGAAAAUUAUUGUAGAUAAAAUGUUUGAUUUGAGAAGUGGGUGGCAUGACACAUCGGGGUUAUAAUUCUUUUGUAGUAAAAUGUGGCAUUCCAAACAUUUCUCUGUGCCUUAUGUUCUUCAUAGAUUUGCAUCUAUUGAAGAAGAAUUGAGUUACUUGUAUAAAAGGAAUAUUUCAAUGUCGCAUCAAAGUUGUGCUUAAAUUAUCAAUGUGAAAGUCGAUGGGAUCUCA
This is a messenger RNA of Corylus avellana, 2650 nucleotides long. RefSeq lists its product as uncharacterized. The record is from RefSeq and is a predicted model, not a curated record. NCBI's taxonomy places the organism in Eukaryota, Viridiplantae, Streptophyta, Magnoliopsida, Fagales, Betulaceae. Gene Ontology annotation, molecular function: protein dimerization activity.